Fusarium pseudograminearum CS3096 is the source of this 2907-nucleotide messenger RNA. RefSeq lists its product as uncharacterized. Gene Ontology annotation, molecular function: sequence-specific DNA binding; zinc ion binding. Lineage: Eukaryota; Fungi; Ascomycota; Sordariomycetes; Hypocreales; Nectriaceae. The record is from RefSeq and is a predicted model, not a curated record. Gene Ontology annotation, cellular component: nucleus. Bases 1 to 2907 code for a protein of 968 amino acids. The transcript is spliced from 7 exons. Gene Ontology annotation, biological process: DNA-templated transcription; positive regulation of transcription by RNA polymerase II.
AUGGCAUCUCCUCUCGACAAUACCCAGCUUUCGCCUAGAGAAUCCCGCGUCAUUGGCGCUCUACUCGGCGUCCACGCGGGUGACUCGCUCGGCGCAACCGUCGAGUUUUCAUCUCAUAAGGAAAUCGCCCGUACUUACCCAAAUGGCCUUCGAGAUAUCGUUGGCGGAGGUCCAUUCCGCUGGCCAGCAGGGUAUGCAACAGACGAUACAGAUAUGACUCGUGGAGUGUUGCUGGCCUACCAUGAUCGUUAUUACCGAGGUAUCCAACAGGAUAUCGCCCGUCUCGCUGGCGAUCACUUUAUCAAUUGGCUAGACGGCGAUUGGCCUGAUAGAGUAAAGGGAAGCAAUCCCGAGGACAUUGGCAACACCACUCAGAUUGGAUUGGACAUAUACAAGACCACAAGAGAUCCUGACAACGCCGGAGGUGGAGAGGGGGGAGCUGGAAAUGGAAGUCUCAUGCGUUGCAUUCCAACUGGCCUGUUCCAGCCAGACCCCGAAAAGCUGAUACAAGAGAGUCAGCGUAUCAGCAACAUCACCCAUGACGACAAACGAUGCCCCAUAUCUUGUGCGGCUUACAACACUAUUGUUUCCAAGCUCAUCGACCAGGUCCCUGCACAAGAAGCUAUCAAGGCAGGCCUUGCCGUUGCAGAGAAGCUCGAAGGUGAGCAGGGCGUUGUCUAUGAAGCGAUAGAGCUUGGAGAAGAACUGGACAUUGCCAAAAUGGCUCGAGAGGGACCAUCGCCUAGACUCAGAGGACGAUGCACGGGAUAUGUGCUUGAGAGUCUAUCCCUUGCUAUAGCAGCGAUUCUUGACGAGCGAAGCUUGGAGGACAUUGUGGUUGAUAUUAAACGAGUCAUUCAAAGCAAACACAUUUAUGGUAUGAACACGGACUCAACACCAUAUAGUAGCAAUCCAAAAGAGGAAAUUGACAAGGGCCGCGGGUAUCUGCCUCCAAUGACUUUGGAACGUCCAAUUCUAUCAGCCCCUUCAGAAGAUAGCAGCAACAAUGGACAUAGCUCUAAGAAACGGAAAAAGAACACCUAUGCACGAGGCCGCCUCCCAGUGAUUCCAUCUGCAGAUGAGGUCGCAGUCGAGACAAUCGCUGUCGCGGCGCAGGGAACAAUGGCUGGUAGUGAACACAGUAGUCCUGCAGACUUGAGUCAGCAGUACAUGGCCGGCCCAUCCCACGAGACAACGCAUCAAACUGUGGAGUUACGGGACUAUGGCAUGCCGUCUAACUCUAUGGCACAAGAUGGCGCUGCUUCAAGAGCUGUAGCAUCUGUUCAGCAAUCCCCAGAACCAUCUCAGGAAGAUCUUCAAGGUCAUUAUAUCGGACCAGCCUCAGGUGUGUCGUUCCUACUUCGGGUGCAGAAGAGGUUACACCAAGCUAUUUCCUUCUCCGGACCGGGAAGUAUCUUUACCUUUGGCGACGCACCCCUUCGUAACCCUGACUACGAUCCGAACUUCUGCAUGAUGCUUCCAAAAGAGGAUGCUCAGCGCUUGAUCGACAGGUACUUUGACUUUGCCAUGCCCACGUACCGGUUCCUGCAUCGGCCCACCAUCCAGGAAUGGUUUACCGAGUUCUAUGAGACGCUUGGAACCAUGCGUGAUCCGAAUAACUCUGCUGCCAAGGUAGCCCUGUUAUUCAUGAUCCUGGCACAUGCGAGAGUGUAUAUGCCCGAAGGCGACAGGCCUGGACCGUCAGAUCUAAGCGCUAGAUACUAUCUUGCUGCUGAACACCAGCUCUCUAAGGAGAGUGGCUCUAUACGGCUGACCAGCGUGCAAGCACGACUUCUACAAUGCUACUAUCUCGGCACCCAGUCUCGAGUCAAUCACUGCUGGAGUCAAUUCGGCAUUGUCACCAACCUCGCGCUAGCUAUUGGCCUCAACCGCAACAAACGACCUGGCGUUAUCAGUGGGCUGAAUCAUAUUGAAGUCGAAAGUCGUCGCCGAACUUUCUGGUGUGCUUACACGCUGGAUGCCUAUCUCAGUGUGUCUCUUGGAAGACCCCGGAACUUUCAUGAUGAUGAUAUCGAUACUGAGCUUCCUGCUUGCGUGGACGAUAGUGACAUCACAAAGGAUCAUAUAAAUCUUACUGGGUCUACCAAAGCCUAUUCGGUUAUGCUUGCGCCUCUUGGGCACAUGAAACUUGCUCGAAUUAUUGGACACAUACUUCGAGCCCUCUACUCUGUUAAGCCUAUAUCCGUCAGCCGUCGGACAGAAGAAACGCAACGCAUUUCUCAAGAUCUGAGUGACUGGCGAGCUGAGUUCUCCCAGUUUCUCGACGCGGAUUACUUUAGUACAUCAUUCCUCGUGCCCAUUGUACAGCGACAGCGCAACGUUCUUAACAUGACUUACUGGCAUGCCAUCAUUCUUAUACAUCGACAGGCGGUGCUCAACAAUUUUGCCAAGAUCUCGCGGCAGAAUAGAAGAGCAAGUGUCACUGCAUACUUUGCAUUCACUGCGGCUAUGGUGAUGUACAUAUACGUGAUCCAGAAAUGGGCAUCACCACCCGAGACGUAUAUCGACUACUUUACAGCGGCUACGCGUUGUCAAUCUCAUAUGACAAUCAUGGUUGAAAAGGGUUCUUUAUCUGAGCGCUACUGCUUCCUGUUGGAAGAACUACGUGUUGAAGCACUGCGUCAAAUGAACAAGAUGCACUCAUCAACAACUGCAUUUGGAACCAUAGAUGGUCAUUCACAGGAAGGCGGCUUUCAAUCAAACAUUCUGACGAUGGAUACGCCGAGCGACAAGACAUCUUAUACUGAUUUAAUGGGAGAGAAUGGGAUGGACUAUAAUGGCAUGUCUGGUGUCGACUUUUCAGGAUGGGGUCAGUUUGCAUCAAUGGUCUCAUCGGGGUUGGGCAACCUUGAUGUAUUUCUGGAUGAUGAGGUGUUUAGGAUAUGA